AUGACUGAACAGGAGCAGCAGACCUUCAUAGAAAGAUUGGAAGAGGCACUUUCUUGGAUGAAGGCUGUACAGGAGAACCUGAGGGAAAAUGAUAACACCCAAGGGCCUUGGAAUGCCCUUGAAGCACGACUCCGAGAGACUGAGAAAAUCCACCAAUCGGAGCAUGAUGGUCAUGUAAAGAUGGACAUGGCACUAGUCGCGGCUGAGCAUCUUCUAGAGAGCGGGGAUGAAAAACUGAGGAACCACACCCUUGCGAAACUGAAAGACCUGAAAAGCUUUUGGGAGGAAACUUGUACCUACAUCAUUCACUGCCACAGUCGAAUUGAGUGGGUGUGGCUCCACUGGAGUGAGUAUUUGAAGGCCCACCAGGAGUUUGUGUUGUGGCUUACAAGGCAGCAACUUGACCUGGAUGUUGGUGUGGAGUUGCAACUGGGACUGAAGGAAAAGCUAUGGCAAGUGGACCAACAGAGAGUGGUUGUAAGUGACGUCCAUGGGCAAAAAGCCUUACUGGAAAGGCUGAUAGAUGAAGCUGCCGUGCUACACAACAGAACCCAAGAUCCUAGUCUGGACUCCCAGGCCCGGGAGAAACUGCUGAAGACCUACAGUGACAUUAGAGAUAAGGUUGAGGAACGUCUGUCGCUGCUUCAGGAGAUAGCUGAGGAGCACCAGACAUACCAGGGCAGUGUUCAGAGAUUUCAGUCAUGGCUGCUGUCAAAAACCAAAGAGCUUACAGACCUUAUGGAAAAGGAAGACACAACAGAAAACAAGCUACAGGCCUUACAAGUCUUUGAUGACAUUGUAGGCAAUGAAGAAAAAACUCUGCAAUAUAUAGAGAGUGUAGCUGAAUCUGUCAGAGCGAAGACCUCUCCUGCUGGCGCAGACGUGGUUGUAGACGAGGCUGAAGAGCUCAGGCUCGGUUGGCAGAGACUAAGGCAAGGCAUAUUUGAGGUUGAGGAGGGUCUGCAAUCCACCCUUUAUACACACAAUGAAUACACGACAAGAUGCAAGCGACUGGAGCAAGAUAUCGGACGCCUCCAAUCACGACUCCAGGAGCUGAACCUGGAACUAAAGGAGGAUUGUAAUGUUGGUGAUGACACUGAUAGCAUUGACGAGCAGGUGGACCAGUGGAGAAACUACAUGCGUGUAAGGAAGACUCUGAUAGGUGAGGAAUCCCAAGUGGACCACCUAAAAUUGCAGCUCAAAGAGCUUUUCAGGUUCUCAGAGGAUUCUCGACAUAUUUCUGAUCAUGUCCUUGACGUUGUCAAAGAACACCAGAGUGUGAAAUGCAAAGCGACAAAAUUGUGCUCCGACUCAGAGGCCUGCCUGAGAAACAUGUUCCAGGAAAAGUUGGUGUUCUUUACACAGUGGCGGAAUACGGUCUCUCAGAUUUUGGAAACUUCUGCUGAGGUCAUGGACUUCUCCCAUAUUGUCACGUUGGUCCAAAAUACUGAGCGGCUGUUGAAGGACAGUAUCCAGCUGCAGGAUCGUUUGAAUGAUCUCAGGACAAUAGAGGACUUGUGCGACUCUCUUUUUGGUCCCGAAAAGUCUGAUGGUCUUCGGAGCGAGUUGAGUACUGCUAUCAGGGACAGAGAACUGCUACAUGUUCAGCUUAUUCAAAGAAAGGCAAGACUACAGGGUUUAAUUUCAAGAACCAAUGAUUUUGGAGAUGCCUACGUUGUGAUUCGCUCAAAAUUGACCAGUCUCACAGAUAGGAUGAUGGCAAUUGAAAGACCCCAGCCUGACAUCCUGGCUAAAAAAAGUCAAUCUGAUCAAUUCAUGGUGAUCCAAAAGGAUGUUGAAGACUGUGAAGCCCACAUCAUAGCUCUUGAAACUCUAAUAUCAUCCUGUCAAAACAACCAAACUCAGUUUGAAAAGCUGUAUGCUGACUGGAAACAUCUUCACAAGACAAUUGGGGUAAAGCUUCAAGAAAGUGAGGAGGGUAUUGCAGAUCAUUCAAAUUUUCAUGACCGUCUCCUAAACCUGCAAAAAUGGUUGAUGAUCAUGAAGCAGAAGCUGGAGUCCUUCAAGAGCCCAAAAGGAGAGUGGAGCAUUGAAAGUCGUGAGCAUGAGGCACAGAGAGCACUUGGAGAGUUUCCAGAAAAGGAGUUUCAGCUACAACAGAUGGAGAUGCAUGGUCAUAGGGUUUUGAAAAAUACGUCCGAGGAAGGAAGAGUCCACAUUGUUGGAGAUAUGAAGCAUCUUCAGGAAUCCUGGUUGGCGUUGUACAGCAUGAGUCUCAAUAUUCACAGGCUACUGAAUGGCUCCAUAGACGAGGGACAGUCUGUCACGACCGAUAUGAGUGUCAGGGAAGUGGACGGUGAAUGCACUGUUCAUAGUGAAGGCCAAUCCAUACUACCUGGUAUGCAAGAUGAACAUCCCAAACUAUCAGGAAAAGGCAUGGGUGGCCACCAUUCUCAUGCUAUAGAUGAAUAUGAUUUGUCUACUUGGACCAUCCAGAGUAAAGCAGGUCUGCCUCUUGCCAAAGAAUCUCCAGAGGAUACAAAUCCUAAGACUGAUAUAUCAAGAGCGGGUGACAGUUAUACCUUGAACACAGCGAAAAGCAGUCUGGUUGUUAGUCCUGAAGAGGGAACAAUGAGUCCAGAAGAAGGAGCCAUGGCAAUAGAGGAGAGCCAAGCUAUCGGCAAAGCCAUGAUUUUCAGAGAUGCUUCAGCCAAGCUGCAAGCCAUCACAUCAACUCAAGACAAAACGAUGAAAGCAGAUCUAUAUGAGUCUAGGAGGCGAAAAUUUGAGGCAUGGCUGUGUAAAGAAAAUAAACUACUUUCAAGCAUCCUUAGCAACCAGGGAGCAAUACUCAAGGGCAAAAAACUCAAGAUGCAGCAGGAUACCCUAAGCGCCCUGUGGUCAAGGGUAACCUGGGGUCAGGAGCAGUUCCAACUUUUGCUUCAGGAAAAUGGAGUUCAUAAGACUCGUUCAGGUCAAGCAGUAAAUGCAAGUCUGGAAGAACUGCGCUACCGCUGGAUGCUCUAUAAGUCCAAGCUGAAAGCUGUAGGUGGUCUUGGGACUACUAUUCAAUCUCGUUGUACUCUGCACAGUGACAAUAAUGGCUUUCUAUUAAAUGCUAUUCUCUUAUUGCAGAAACCUGGGCUGCUGCAGAGGGUGUGUCGACUGGCUCUUCCUCUUUGGAUCCUCUUCCUGGCUCUAUUGCUGUUGGCCUUUAUCUUGCCUCUCGUCGAUGAAGGCAACAGCUGCUCCAUCUCCAACAACUUUGCAAGAUCUUUUAGCGUUAUGCUGCGGUAUUCUGGACCACCACCUACAUAG
Messenger RNA from Nerophis lumbriciformis (worm pipefish), 3279 nucleotides. Lineage: Eukaryota; Metazoa; Chordata; Actinopteri; Syngnathiformes; Syngnathidae. The record is from RefSeq and is a predicted model, not a curated record.